AUGGCCGUCCGCUGUCAAUUCGAAAACUCAUCCGAAAUCGGCGUCUUCGCCAAGCUCACAAACUCGUACUGCCUAGUCGCAAUCCAUGGCUCAGCAAACUUCCUCUCCGUCUUCGAGUCCGAGCUCGGAGACACCAUUCCCAUCGUAUCCACUAGCAUUGCUGGCACUCGACUGGUCGGAAGGCUGACGGUGGGCAACAAGAAUGGGCUGCUGGUACCGAGCACUACUACGGAUCAGGAGCUGCAGCAUCUCAGGAAUAGUCUGCCGGAGGCGGUCAAGAUUCAGAGGGUUGAGGAGAGACUGAGCGCGCUGGGGAAUGUCAUUGCUUGCAAUGACUACGUCGCCCUGGUCCACCCAGACCUGGACCGUGAGACUGAAGAGAUCAUUGCCGACGUCCUCGGUGUAGAAGUCUUCCGUCAGACUAUCGGCACAAACGUCCUCGUCGGCUCCUACUCAGCCAUGUCCAACGUCGGCGCCCUCGUCCAAUCGGCCACCCCCCUCUCGGCGCAGGACGAGCUCUCCUCCCUACUCCAGGUCCCCCUUGUCGCAGGAUCAAUCAACCGUGGUAGUGAUCUCAUCGGUGCGGGUCUGCUGGUGAAUGAUUUCGCGGCAUUCGUCGGGUUGGAGACGACUGCUACGGAAAUCAGUGUGGUGGAGGCGACGUUCGGGCUCAACAAGGGCCAAGGCGAGGGCAGGGUCGGGGAGUUGAGGAGCGCCGUUGUCGACUCGUUCGCAUAG
Messenger RNA from Jaminaea rosea, 738 nucleotides. RefSeq names its product putative TIF6-translation initiation factor 6. The record is from RefSeq and is a predicted model, not a curated record. Gene Ontology annotation, biological process: ribosomal subunit export from nucleus; assembly of large subunit precursor of preribosome; maturation of 5.8S rRNA. The transcript is spliced from 2 exons. Gene Ontology annotation, molecular function: ribosomal large subunit binding. Gene Ontology annotation, cellular component: preribosome, large subunit precursor; cytosol; nucleolus. Lineage: Eukaryota; Fungi; Basidiomycota; Exobasidiomycetes; Microstromatales. Bases 1 to 738 code for a protein of 245 amino acids.